Messenger RNA from Periconia digitata, 2343 nucleotides. Lineage: Eukaryota; Fungi; Ascomycota; Dothideomycetes; Pleosporales; Periconiaceae. The record is from the annotation of a GenBank genome assembly.
GCCAGACUCAGGAAGACACAAAAUCCUAUCGAAUUCAUUCCGGUUUGAUUUAUAGUGAAAGUCACUACACCAAUCACACUCGCUUAUGUAAUACUGUGUUCUAGUCGAUGUACAACCUGCAUCGUUGUGUAGCUUAAACCAAGAUUAAUCCUACCACCACUUCACAGCAGAUAUCCUACAUCUGCUAUGGCAUUCAAACGACCUCGCGCAAACUCCCCGACUGCCCCAUACAAACGUACCCGCGGUGAGGGUCAAUCUGGAUAUGUUCUACUCGGUACAGAGCUCCCACCGGACAAGGACAGCGACGAUGGGGCAUUUGUGCCGGAAUGGAAACAGACGGUAACCGACGAACGGGGUCGCCGUAGACUUCACGGUGCCUUCACUGGAGGCUUCAGCGCAGGAUACUUCAAUACAGUUGGAUCUAAAGAAGGAUGGGCACCCAGUGCCUUUGUUUCCUCGCGUACGAAUCGCAAAGCCGAUGCUGCCCAGCGAGCCGAAGAUUUCAUGGACGAAGAAGAUCUGGCUGAAGCUGCCCAAUCCCGCGAGCUCGAGACGGCGCAAUCUGCUGCUGCUAUUGGCCGUGUUGGCGAACAGGAGAAUGAUGCCUUCUUCGGACUAUUCGUGACCGAGGAAGAAACUAUGGGCAUCAAAAUAGCACAGAAAAUGGGCUGGCGGCGCAAUCAGGGUAUUGGGCGCAAGAUACGUCGGAUUGUCCAUCUGGAAGAUGACGGAAGAUCGGCUUCGAAAGACGGCUCGUCCUCAAAUACAUUUGCUCCUACAGAUUCUCGAGUCAUGGCGGCUGCUCCGCAGGACAUCAAUCGAAAAGGCUUGGGGUAUCAAUCGGAGGCUCGACUGGGUACGAUCGAGGCGAAAGAGACUAGAGACCGUCCAAUGCUAGCCCUCUCCUUUCUAGAAACUCCCAAGAAGCAGCCACUGAAGAAGAUAGCACAAAAGAAGUCGUCUUUUGGGGUGGGAGUCUUGAACGAUACCGGAUCCGACGAUGAAGAUCCAUAUGAGCUGGGGCCCAAAAUCACGUUCAACAAAACCCUGGGCAAGGAAAAGAAAGCCAAAAAGACUAGUAAACUCGCGAAAGCGGGUGGCAGUGAUGCGCAUGUCUAUAUCAAGAAGGCUACGAGCAAAGCUGCCCCCAGGACCACGUAUGACGGAAGGCCUCCGCUGAGAGGGUUCAUCCUGGCUGUCGAAGCUAUAGAUCUAACAAACAAACGUAAAUACCCUCCACCAUCAAUACCCCCUGGAUGGAAGUCUGCCAAGUCCGGAGCGUCAACUGCAGCUACAGACAGUUAUACUUCAGUUGCAGACGCCGCGAAAGCUUCGACACUUGAUGCGAAAGCACGAGCAUCGCUCUUGGGCGAGACUCUUCUGCCGGGCAAAUCUGUCUUCGACUUCCUGUCGAAAGAAGCCCGAGAUCGACUCGCAAAUCUCACCGGCAAAAGCGAUCUUCCGCAAGGGUUGGGAGAAGCCGCUCCCAAGGGACAUGCAUCUACAGAGAAAAACCAGCCCAAGGAUCUUUGGUCUUUUGUCCCGGUACUUGACAAAACAACUGCUGCUGGUGCUCUUUCAAGUGGGGCAACUGGAUGGAUGCCCUAUGGCGAGGAUUUGAAGAAGCGCGCAAGAUAUGUUACAUUCCUAGAGCUGCGUUCAGGCAAGAGAAGUGAGCUUCCGGAGCGACCCAACAAUAUGUCAAUAUCCGAAUGGGCCAAAGAGCUGGAAGGCUUUGCGCAAGCGGCCAUUGCUUUUCGACCAGCCACAGGGCUCAUGGCCUCGCGCUUCACCUCUUCAACGUCGUCCAGCCAUCCCGGUAGUGGGGACCGUGACAAAGCUAGUGAAACCCUUCUGCGCAAACCUGCUCCAAAACCGGAGGACCCAGCAGAACAAGCGGCCAAGCUCGGGAUGUACGGCGCUAUGACACGACAGAAAAUACCUUUCCACCCGUCGGCACUUCUCUGCAAGCGCUUCGGGGUAGCAGUGCCUCCUCUGAUGCCGCAUGAUUCCGAAUUCGGGAAUGCUGAACACAUGUCCAAGAGCAAGACUGGGGAGCUUGUUAAUGAGGCUGCAAUGAACAAGAUCAAGCAGGAGGUGAUGUUCCGUGGUGCGUCAAUGAUGCAGCGCCCUGCAUGGAUGAAUGAAGCACCCAAAGAGCCGCGCGCGGGAGAUGUUCCGCCGCGUUCUGGGGAAGUCGCAGCAAAGCAGGAUCAACAACAACACGCAACGGUGGAUAUCGAGAAGAAUGAGGUUCUGGCGCGAGGACGUGCGUCUGAAGAUGUGUUCAAGGCUAUCUUUGGGGAUGAUGACGACGACGAUGAUGAAGAAGAUGAAGCGUGA